CCCAGUCCUCCCUGACAUUUGGCCAGUGGGCUGUGUACCUGGACCUCCUGGGACACUGGCUGAGGUUUGAGGAAAGACCUCAGUGCCUACUGGGCUGCAGGAUGAAGCUGGCUACUGGCUUCUUGAUUUUGUGGCUCAGCCUGAGGGGUGGCCUGGCUCAGAGUGACACCAGCCCUGACGCAGAGGAGUCCUAUUCAGACUGGGGCCUACGGCACAUCCGGGGGAGCUUUGAAUCUGUCAACAGCUACUUUGACUCCUUUCUGGAGCUGCUGGGAGGGAAAAAUGGAGUCUGUCAGUACAGGUGCCGAUACGGAAAGGCACCAAUGCCCAGACCUGGCUACAAGCCUCAGGAACCGAAUGGCUGCAGCUCCCAUUUCCUGGGUCUCAAGGUACCAGGAAGUAUGGACUUGGGCAUUCCAGCAAUGACCAAGUGCUGCAACCAGCUGGAUGUCUGUUACGAUACUUGCGGUGCCAACAAGUAUCGUUGUGAUGCAAAAUUCCGAUGGUGUCUCCACUCUAUCUGCUCUGACCUGAAGCGGAGUCUGGGCUUUGUCUCUAACGUGGAAGCCUGUGAUUCUCUGGCUGACACUGUGUUCAAUACUGUAUGGACCUUGGGCUGCCGACCGUUUAUGAAUAGUCAACGUGCAGCCUGCAUCUGUGCAGAAGAAGAGAAAGAAGAGUUAUGAGGAAGAGGUGAUUCCUUCCUGGUUUUGAGUGACACCACAGCUGUCAGUCUUGGAGAUGGUAGUAUGGCAGAUGUGUCUCAUCCUUUCUUUCAAAAGUUUGAAUACCACAAAGCAGGAGAAAGGAAACAUUAUUCUACAGCUGAAAACUGAGUCCCAUCCUUUGAGGAGAAUUGGAAAAAAGACAUGGAGGGAUUUGAAGACGGCUCUUCACUUUAACACUGGUCUCCCCAGCCAAGACACAUUUGCCUGGAAAUUCAGUUCUUAGUUUAAAGACGAAAAUACUGGGAUUCCUGGAGUUCGAUAAUUAUAUUCAUAAGUGAAAUUUUGGAGAGCCCAACUAUUUGGGAGGCAAUGACUUUCCUCUGGUCCAUGUUUCAGUUGCCAAUAAGCAUCUCACAUUUAAUAAAGUGUACUUUUUAGAAAAUUUGAAAAGAGAUGAAUGAAUUCCAUUAUCACCAAUAUGCUUCCAUUUCACUUAGAAGAGAACAGGACCCAACCUGGUAAGUUCCACAAAUGAUAACAAUUAUGCCCACUGAUGUUGAAGAGAUAAAAACAGGUGAGCAGGGUCAGAGGCUUACCUGAUAAAGGCCAGUGGAGGUGGAGGUCAAAUGGAGCAGGUCCCUGAGGUCCCAUUUUUUUCCUGCCGUGAAUUAUUCAGGUUGAUAUUCCCAAUUACUAAGCGGUGUUAGUGUCAUGUUAAGAUCUGAGAAGCACUUGGCAAAAACUUCCACUGAAAAUAUCUAGGUGAAGUCCCUGAAAUCUGAUGGGAAUGAGAGACAAAGGGCCUUUCCCUUAGUUGUGGUUCUCUGCCCUGACUGUGGAUUAGAAUAACCUGAGGAGCAUUAAAAACACAAAGAAUCUCUCUCUGCGUGCAGUGCCUACCUAUUGGUAUGUUAUAAACGCUCCCCAAGUGAUUCUGAUGCACUGUGAGGGCUGAGGGAUUGGCAAUAAGGUCAGGGAUUGGCAAACGAAGGCCCAGUGGCCAAAUCAGGCCCAACACCUGUUUCUAUAAAGUUUUAUUGGAACACAGCUAUGCUCACAUUUGUUUAUGGCUGUUCCUGUGCUACAAGAGCAGAGUUGAAUAGUUGUGACAAAGACUAUAUGGCCCAGAAAGCCUAAAAUAUUUACCAUUGGCCCUGUACAGAAAAAGUUGGCCAACUCCUGAUCUAGAUAAUUUUCUCCUAACCCUUCCUUUGGUUAAUGUCUCUGGUUCCAUUAAGAAUUGUUGAUUGUAGCCAUUUCUAAAAAGAAAAAGAAGAAAAACUGUUUUUUGAUCUUAUAUAAAGCCAUAAAAUUAAUUGGCUUACCAAGAAAUUGGGUUUAACUGAAGAUAAAAUUUAUCUCUGUGGUUUAUGAUAUUUAUUUCAAUAAAAUUUAUUAAGCACCUACAAAAUACAGUAUGAUAUAAUUUUAUACCUUUUUCUAUUGUCUUAUCAGUCUGAGGGCAUAGAAUGCCAAAUAACACGGCAUAUGGUACCAAAUUUUAAUUUUGUUUACAAUUCAGUCAUUGAACCACUUAAAUGCAUGUUAAUGAAUUAACAUUUAUUAAUUGAAAAUAUUUCACUUAAUAUAAAAACAUCAAAAGAAAAUAUCGUGCAAGAGAAAAACCAAAUAGUAUAUUUUAGUACACACUUAUAUUGAUAAACUCC
Messenger RNA from Diceros bicornis minor, 2335 nucleotides. It is a transcript of the gene PLA2G12B, whose product is annotated as phospholipase A2 group XIIB. Gene Ontology annotation, molecular function: A2-type glycerophospholipase activity; calcium ion binding. Gene Ontology annotation, cellular component: extracellular region. The transcript has 4 exons. Gene Ontology annotation, biological process: lipid catabolic process; triglyceride homeostasis; phospholipid metabolic process. The coding region runs from base 102 to 686 and encodes 194 amino acids. NCBI's taxonomy places the organism in Eukaryota, Metazoa, Chordata, Mammalia, Perissodactyla, Rhinocerotidae. The record is from RefSeq and is a predicted model, not a curated record.